AUGACAGGUCGGAAGCGUAAUAUUGAUGAUUCUACCAUUUCUACCAAAUCAAGGUCAAAAGUUCUAAAGGCUACUAGAUUUGCUAAACAAAAGGUUUCAUCUUCGACAAGAAAUUCUCAAAAGAAUGUCCAAAUCCUCAACGUUAACCGUUCAGAUUACCUUUCUUAUGACGAUGUAAAAUUAAUGAGGAGAAAGAUCAAUGAAUUAGCUACGAUGAACUGUGAGGAUGAAGAAUCUUUAAUAGAUCCUAUUGAUAUCACUGAUAUUGCUUUCAAUACAACAGAAGGUUUAAAAGAUUUCAAAGAAAAAUUUUCGGGUGUAAUUUCGAUUGUAACGUUACUUUGUACUAUUAAUAAAUUAUUUGAAGAUAUUGGAUGGAAGUUGUCAAAUUUCAAUGAAUUAGAUGGUGGUAAAUGUGAAUUAAUCGAUCUUACUACUAAACAAACUUUUAGACUUAACGUAAUAUUUGAUGAAGGUUUUGAAUCUGAUAUUAAAAGACAUAGGAUGAGAAAGGAAAGCGAGAUCCCAAAAUAUUUUUACGUCUAUGAUCAUGGAGAAACAAAACUUUUGAGGAAUAAUACCGAUAAUAUAAGUAUGAACGUUAAAGGUAAGAUCAUUGAUGUGGAAACGAACAUGAAUGGAGUAAAGAUUAUUAAUGGAGCUCACGAGGAUAAUUCAUGCGAUGGCUUACAAACUUACUCCGCUGCGAGAUCAAGAAUCAAAAGAAAUUUACCUGUUUCCCGGGGAAUUGACAUAAUUCUUGACGAAGUCACUGAUGAAAUAAGAAAUCGGGUUGUACAUUUCGAUAGUCCUUUUUCUUUGUUUGAAGGGAAAUCUCGGGAAAGUAACGACGGUUCAAAUAAAGAACAUUUGAAGAGAGAAUACGAAGAAAUUGAAAAGAACAAUCAUCACUUCGUCUUGAUCGGAAAAGUUAACGACGAUCCUGAAGGCAACACAAAUGCUAAUAUGGGGAACUUGAUUAAUUUAAUUGAUAAGUCUGCGACACAUGCAAAAGCUUCAAAGAAUGUCGAGAGUGCGAUGACGGUUUUCUCGAAAUCUAAUGAUGAUUAUAGAACCAAUGGAAGUAAUAAUAAAAAUGACUCCAUCGUAAUAAGGGAUUAUAAAUUUUUGGAUAAUGAGGUUACUAGCGAAGAUUCUCACUCAUUAAAGCAACUCACCGACCAUUAA
Funneliformis caledonium is the source of this 1188-nucleotide messenger RNA. The record is from the annotation of a GenBank genome assembly. Lineage: Eukaryota; Fungi; Glomeromycota; Glomeromycetes; Glomerales; Glomeraceae.